Messenger RNA from Saccostrea cuccullata (small rock oyster), 1918 nucleotides. RefSeq names its product dynein regulatory complex subunit 4-like. NCBI's taxonomy places the organism in Eukaryota, Metazoa, Mollusca, Bivalvia, Ostreida, Ostreidae. Gene Ontology annotation, cellular component: Golgi apparatus; microtubule; motile cilium. Bases 83 to 1543 code for a protein of 486 amino acids. Gene Ontology annotation, molecular function: microtubule binding; small GTPase binding. Gene Ontology annotation, biological process: cell motility. The transcript is spliced from 10 exons. The record is from RefSeq and is a predicted model, not a curated record.
AGCGAUCCUUAUUUUCAUCCGGGCACUGUUGCCUGGACAACAUUAGAAGCCAUAUUUGUUGUUUGGUGCAGUCUCAGCAAACAUGCCUCCAAAGAAGAAAAGUGGAAAGAAGGGAAAGAAGGGGAAGAAGUCUGGGAAGGCAAAAACUCCCACUGUUAUAGAUGGCAUCCCCACAGAAGAGAUGACCAAAGAACAGCUUGAAGAACAUGUUGUACGUUUAAGAGAAGAAUUGGAUCGUGAAAGAGAAGAGAGAAACUACUUCCAGUUAGAGAGAGACAAAGUGAACACCUUCUGGGAAAUCACAAAGAGACAGCUGGAAGAGAGAAAGGCAGAAAUCAGGAACAAAGAUAGAGAAAUGGAGGAUGCUGAGGAAAGGCAUCAAGUAGAAAUCAAGGUUUACAAACAAAAAGUGAAGCACUUGCUGUUUGAACACCAAAACAACAUAUCGGACCUGAAGGCAGACAAUGUGUGUGCUCUAAAACUGGCUCAGGAGGACCACAGGGAUGAGGAAAAGAAGUUGAGGAAAGACAAGAGGGCCCUCAAAGUCACCCUCAAAGAGGAGGAGCUGUCCCAUGAGGACAUCAUCAAGAAUCUUAAAAAGAAACAUGAUGAACAGAUCACUCAGUUACGAAGCGAUUUUGAAAGACAAGCAAGAGAAAUUGAGGCCAAAUAUGAAAAGAAGAUGAGGACAUUGAGAGAUGAACUUGAUUUACGUCGCAAAACAGAGAUUCAUGAAAUUGAGGAGAGAAAGAAUGGCCAGAUCAACGAAUUAAUGAAGACACAUGAGAAAGCCUUUACAGACAUCAAAAAUUAUUACAAUGACAUCACUCUUAAUAAUCUGUCUCUCAUCAACACACUGAAGGAACAAGUUGAGGAAUCAAAGAAGAAGUACGAACACAUGGAGAAAGAUCGUGCCGAGGUGAUGGCGGAGAACAAACGUUUGUUGGAGCCACUCCGAGAGGCCAAAGAACAAGUGGACCUGCUGAGGAAGAAACUGGCCAACUAUGAGAAAGACAAGGAAACUCUCAGAAUGACAAAGGCAAGGCUAAAGGUCACAGAGGAGGAACAGAGGGCCCUCAAAUGGGAGCAUGAGGUUCUGGAACAGAGGUUUGAAAAGACCCAGGAUGAGAGAGACGACCUGUACAGGAAGUUUGUGAAGGCCAUCCAUGAGGUUCAGCAGAAGAGUAACUUCAAGAACCUCCUCCUGGAGAAGAAACUGGGAGCUCUGGCCGACACCCUGGAGAAGAAGGAGGCCCAACUCAACGAGGUCCUGUCCGCCUCGAACCUCGAUCCCACAGCACUUACUGUUGUCACCAGAAAACUGGAGGAUGUACUUGAUUCCAAGAAUAGUGCUAUCAAGGAUCUUCAAUAUGAACUGGCAAGAGUCUGCAAAGCACAUAACGAUCUACUGAGGACGUACGAAGCCAAACUCACACAGUUCGGAAUCCCCACAGAAGAACUAGGCUUCAAACCCCUGGAGAGCACUGUAGGGGGUCAGGCUUUGGGACAGGGGCCUGCUGGACUUGUAUCUGCCCCAUCCUAGAUCUGACAAUGUGUCUAUUUCCAAUCCGUCCACUAAAUGUUUUAUCCAUUUUGAUCACAUUCUAUAAACUAUAUAAAGUGGAUUUUAAUAGGAAAAGAUAAAACAACAAAUAGAAGAUGUGGUUUUCAUUCAAAAAUUGUUUAAAAUAUUACAAAAGAGGUCUCAACUAAGUUAUGAAACAAGACUUAAAGAAGUUAUGAUUUCUAACUUAUUAAUAAUUCUGUUGGUUUUGUACUGAAUCAUGUCUGUGAUCGAGUUUUCCUUGUAUGAAUGGAGUGUGUGAAAUGAGAGGGAUAUAUAAGUAUUUACAAGAAUAAACUGUGAUAACUCUCUGAAAAUGUACAGAUAUUGUAAAUAAAUACUAGAAAAUUUUAA